AUGAAUAGAUAUUUAAACCUCCAAUACGGUGCUGGUACAAACAAAAUUUUAAAUGGUGUAAACCAAAAAAAAAUUGAAGAAGCUGAUGAAGAUGCUGCUCUCCCAGAAUUAAAAGCUUCAGUUCCAAAAGCUAUUUCAAAAGCUAGAAAUGACCUUAAAAUGACCCAAAAAGACUUAGCCUUCAAAGUCAAUGAAAGACCAAGUGUUAUUAAUGAUUAUGAAAAUGGUACUGCUAUUCCAAGUCAACCAAUUCUUGCUAAAUUAGAAAAAGCUUUAAAUGUCAAAUUGAGAGGUAAAGAUGUUGGUAAACCACUCAAAGCAGACGCACCAGCCAAAAAAUAA
Messenger RNA from Dictyostelium purpureum, 342 nucleotides. RefSeq lists its product as uncharacterized. Bases 1 to 342 code for a protein of 113 amino acids. Gene Ontology annotation, cellular component: nucleus. The transcript is spliced from 4 exons. Lineage: Eukaryota; Evosea; Eumycetozoa; Dictyosteliales; Dictyosteliaceae. Gene Ontology annotation, molecular function: DNA binding. The record is from RefSeq and is a predicted model, not a curated record.